AAAUGCGCGAAUAGUUCCGGAGAGAAUCUUCAUUCUGUUCUCCGGAUAGUUUCCCAGGAAAAGUUCGAAAAAUCAUGCGCAUCUUUCAACAGGAUUUGUCUGAUCGCAAAGUUUCUGAAAUUCGCUUGCUUCAGUAAGGAUCCUGAUACAUUGGCUCAGAUUUCAAACUUAUUAAAAUGUCUCGAAAUUCAUCAAAUUCAACGUUAAUGGAUCCCGAUGAGCUUUUCUCAUCUCUUGAAGCAUUAGGACCGGAGAUGCAGUUGUUUCUGGUGGUCCUGUACAGUUGUACUGCACUGGCUGCUCUAGGAGGAAACGCAGCUGCCAUUGCUGUUUUGAUGUCUGGAAAACGUCGGUCAAUACGCUUGUUCUUGGUGAAUUUGGCGCUAUCUGACGUCACUAUGGCAGUCUUUUCAAUACCUUUCACAUACACGGACUUCGUUCUAGGACGUUGGAUAUUUCUGCCAGAAUUCUGUCCGGUUGUUCAAUUUGUUCAGCAUGUUUCCGUCUCUGUGUCUGUCUAUACUCUAACUGUUGUUGGAUUGGAUAGGUAUUACGCUAUUAUAUACCCACUGAGUGGACGAUGGACAAAAGUUCGAGGUCGAAUGAUAAUUUUUCUGAUCUGGCUCUGUUCUAUUGCACUUUCAAGCUUUCAACUAGUUCAUGGAAAAGCCGAAAGAUUUUUAGUUGGAGGACAAGAGGUGUAUGAUUGCAAUGAGAUAUGGGAUGAAUUAGAUGGAAAAGUGUACACAUCAGUUGUAUUCUUUUUAACAUUUCUUGUACCAAUGUUGAUUUUAAGUUAUACGUAUGGUAGCAUAGGAGUAAGGAUGUGGGCUCACACUACUCCAGGAAACGCCGAUGCGUCAAGAGAUAGACAGCAACUGGUAGCUAAAAUGAAGGUGGUUAAAAUGAUGGCAACUAUAGUGAUAUUGUUUGCUCUUUGCUGGCUUCCAAUACACAUUUUUGGAUUAAUGGUAUACUUCGUUCCCGACCUAGUGAUGCCGAUACGGGAUGAAGAUUUUCCAGGAUUUGCAGCUGCAUUUCUCAGUUGCCAUUGGCUUUCUAUGGCCAACAGCUUUGUAAAUCCUCUUGUGUAUUGUUUUAUGAGUGAUAACUUCAGAACCGAUUUAAGAAAUUUGUUACAUUGCCAAAGAGGACGCGAAAGAACAGAGCAUCAUGCUUCAACAUUGCUCACAGGCUCAUCGACAUUAAAACACCCAAUCGUGGCUCUCAGAGUGCUCAAACAAGAUGAUGACAUCAUCGUGAGACGGUCCUGCUGCAAGGAAAAGAAUAACCGACCAUCAAAAAAGACUGCAACACCAGACUGAAUAAAGAACAAAAGAAAUAAAUGUGACCCCACCCUCUCUUCAAUGUCAAUAAGUGUAUCAUUUUUCGAAUUAUGUGCACAU
Molecule: messenger RNA, 1406 nt
Organism: Parasteatoda tepidariorum (common house spider)
Lineage: Eukaryota; Metazoa; Arthropoda; Arachnida; Araneae; Theridiidae
Product: substance-P receptor
Biological process (GO): G protein-coupled receptor signaling pathway
Cellular component (GO): plasma membrane
Molecular function (GO): neuropeptide Y receptor activity
Source: RefSeq, a predicted model, not a curated record